AUGCAAGGUGAAAAUAGCACCUCAAUGAAUGCAUUUAUUUUACUGGGUUUUUCUAAUGUUCCAUAUUUCAAAAUCCUUUUCUUUGUAGUGUUCCUGUGCAUCUACCUUGUCACUGUAUUUGGCAAUGUCAUCAUCAUUGUCAUCAUUAGUGUUGAUGCUGCCCUCCACACUCCCAUGUACUUCUUCCUCAGGAACUUGUCUUUCCUGGAGAUCUGCUAUACUUCAGUCACAAUCCCCAAGUUGCUUGAGAACAUUGUCGCUCUUGACAAAACCAUAUCUUUACGUGCAUGUGCUACUCAAAUGUAUUUUUUCCUCUUCUUUGGUGCCACUGAGUGUUGUCUCCUAGCCAUCAUGGCAUAUGAUCGCUACAUCGCUAUAUGCAAUCCACUGCGCUACCAGAUAAUUAUGAGAAAGAGAGUAUGUGUUCAUUUCGCUGCCUUUUCUUGGGCUUGUGGCUGUCUAGUGGCUGUGGGUCAUACCACCUUCAUUUUCAACCUGCCCUUCUGUGACUCCAAGGUCAUCAACCAUUUCUUUUGUGAAAUCCAGCCAGUGCUAAAACUAGUGUGUGGGGACACAUACUGGAACGAAAUCCAAAUCAUUGUAGCUGCUGCAUUUGUAAUCCUGAUGCCUUUCAUGCUGAUCCUUAUGUCUUAUUUCCACAUCAUUUCUACUAUCUUGAGGAUGCAAUCAGCCCAGAGCCGCCAGAAGGCCUUCUCCACCUGCUCCUCACACCUUGUUGUUGUCUCCUUGUUUUACGGGACAGCCAUUUUUAUAUACAUACGCCCCAAAUCUAGCUACUCUCUGAAUGUGGAUAAGCUUCUCUCUCUCUUCUAUUCUGUUAUUACUCCCAUACUGAAUCCAAUUAUCUACAGUCUGAGGAACAAAGAAGUGAAAGGAGCUCUCAGGAAGACAGUGUCGAAACUAAUCCCAUCAAACUGA
Messenger RNA from Lacerta agilis (Sand lizard), 939 nucleotides. RefSeq names its product olfactory receptor 10C1-like. NCBI's taxonomy places the organism in Eukaryota, Metazoa, Chordata, Lepidosauria, Squamata, Lacertidae. Gene Ontology annotation, biological process: G protein-coupled receptor signaling pathway. The transcript has 2 exons. The coding region runs from base 1 to 939 and encodes 312 amino acids. Gene Ontology annotation, molecular function: olfactory receptor activity; G protein-coupled receptor activity. The record is from RefSeq and is a predicted model, not a curated record. Gene Ontology annotation, cellular component: membrane.